This is a messenger RNA of Eleginops maclovinus (Patagonian blennie), 1629 nucleotides long. RefSeq names its product eukaryotic translation initiation factor 3, subunit E, b (gene eif3eb). The record is from RefSeq and is a predicted model, not a curated record. Gene Ontology annotation, molecular function: translation initiation factor activity. Gene Ontology annotation, cellular component: cytoplasm; eukaryotic translation initiation factor 3 complex; nucleus. Bases 41 to 1381 code for a protein of 446 amino acids. The transcript is spliced from 13 exons. NCBI's taxonomy places the organism in Eukaryota, Metazoa, Chordata, Actinopteri, Perciformes, Eleginopidae. Gene Ontology annotation, biological process: translational initiation.
CCAAGAGUGUCAAUAAAGGUUGUAUUUGAAGCCAGCCAGGAUGGCGGACUACGAUUUGACAACCAAGAUAGCGCAUUUUCUGGACCGGCAUUUGGUCUUUCCUCUGCUGGAGUUCCUGUCAGUGAAAGAGAUCUACAAUGAGAAGGAACUCCUCCAGGGAAAGCUGGACCUCCUCAGCGAGACAAACAUGGUGGACUUCGCCAUGGAUGUGUACAAAAACCUGUACGCAGACAAGGAAAUCCCACACUCUCUGAGGGAGAAGAGGAGUUCUGUGGUGGCCCAACUAAAGCAGCUGCAGUCAGAGACGGAGCCGAUUGUCAAGAUGUUUGAAGACCCAGAGACCACUCGGCAGAUGCAGUCCACACGAGAUGGGAGGAUGCUCUUCGACUAUCUUUCAGAGAAACACAAUUUCCGACAAGAAUACCUGGACACACUGUACAGGUACGCCAAAUUCCAGUACGAGUGCGGGAACUACUCCGGAGCUGCAGAGUACCUCUACUUCUUCCGUGUCCUGGUUCCCUCCACAGACAGGAAUGCUCUGAGCUCUCUGUGGGGGAAGCUGGCCUCUGAGAUCCUGAUGCAGAACUGGGAAGCAGCCAUGGAGGAUCUGACUCGACUGAGGGAGACUAUUGAUAACAAUUCUGUGAGCUCUCCUCUGCAGUCCCUGCAGCAGAGGACCUGGCUCAUCCACUGGUCCCUCUUCGUGUUCUUCAACCAUCCCAAAGGCCGGGACAACAUCAUCGAGCUCUUCCUCUAUCAGCCUCAGUACCUGAAUGCCAUCCAAACAAUGUGCCCACACAUCCUGCGGUACCUUACGACGGCUGUCAUCACCAACAAAGACGUGCGGAAGCGAAGGCAAGUGCUCAAGGACUUGGUGAAGGUCAUUCAACAGGAGUCAUACACAUACAAGGACCCAAUCACGGAGUUUGUAGAGUGUCUCUACGUCAACUUCGACUUUGACAGCGCCCAGAAGAAGCUGAGGGAGUGUGAGUCGGUUCUUGUGAACGACUUCUUCCUGGUCGCUUGCCUCGAGGAUUUCAUCGAGAACGCCCGCCUCUUCAUCUUUGAGACCUUCUGUAGGAUUCAUCAGUGCAUCAGCAUCAACAUGCUGGCAGACAAGCUCAACAUGACGCCGGAGGAGGCGGAGAGGUGGAUCGUCAACCUCAUCCGUAAUGCCAGGCUUGAUGCCAAGAUUGACUCCAAACUGGGUCAUGUGGUGAUGGGCAACAACGCGGUGUCUCCGUACCAGCAGGUGAUCGAAAAGACCAAGAGCCUGUCCUUCCGCAGCCAGAUGCUGGCGAUGAACAUAGAGAAGAAGGUCGCCCAUAGCAACAGGAAUGAGACACCAAACUGGGCUGCUCAAGACUCUGGCUUCUAUUAAAAUGGAAAUCGCCUUCAAGAUGAUGCAGAUGGCUCUUGGGGAUAUAUCAUUUAGGCUUUUUAUUGAAUUCAUUUAUUUAUGAGCUUAGUAUUUAUCGUUAUUUAACUGGCAGCUUAACCUCUGCAGUAAGAAAAAAAGAGCAUUGUGUUCUCUUCCUCAUAAAUUAAAUCUGGUUUUAUUCAUAAAUUAUUUACACAAACUUUGGAAUUAACCAAUGUCAUAAGUUAUUAUUAAACAUUUUGCCUCUU